AUGGUGAUCAAAGGCAGCCUUCCCAUCGCCGACUCCCCCACUUCUUCAACCCUCUCUGGCCCUAGGGACUUGGCAGAAUGGCAGCAGCGUCAGAUGGACGUCAGCAACGCCGCUAAUUCCGCUGAAGGGGGGUCCGGCACCAACCCCUUCCUGAGCAUGCUCGCAGGGGGGGCUCUCCAGACAGGCUACCAGCUCCCCCCCAUGACGCUCACAGAAAACAGCUCCUGGACGUACAAAGAAUCCAGCAGCCCCUGCUUGGACUUCUUUUUCCAGGUCGUGGCAAGCACCCCCCCGGACAGAUUGCGCCGGCUGCUGGAGGCAGCGUGGAAGGAAGACUCCCUGCUAGCGCUGAAGCUGCUUUUCCAUCUCAGGGGGGUCAGAGGGACUGGGAAAUCUGAAAAGGGGGGGUUCUAUACUGGAGUGACGUGGCUGGCGGAGAAGCACCCAGGGACACUGCUGACCAACCUGAAGCAGGUCGGCGUGUUUGGGUACUACAAGGACCUGCUCGAAAUCGUGCUCAAAGUCCUGGAGGGUCCCGAGGGGACGGCCAAGCGCGCGCAGGAGAAGAAGCGCCACGACGCGGCCGUUCGAGCGGGCAAAGCGCGUGCGGAAGAAAAGAAGAGCAUCCAGGAACUUAAGGAGGCGGGGAUCUUUACUUUUCAAAGAGGCGCGCGCGGCCGGGGCGGGGGCGGAUUCAGGCGCUUUUUGGGGGGGCGGCCUGUGAUCGUCAGCGAACGCUACAAAAAGGGGGAGGCUGCUCGGAUCGCGAAACGGCAGGGAACGCUGCGGCCGCGAGAGGAGCGGGUUGCGCUGCAACUAGAGAAGGACCGCGCGAAGAGCGAGAAGGCGCGCGCGGAGCGCAAGGAGCGCGAGUACGAGCUCGCGGCGCGCGCGGUGCGCGCGUACGCGUACAACGGGAGCUACCGCGCGCUGCACGACGCGGUGGCGGGCGUGUUCGCGGAGCAGCUCGCGCGCGACGUGGCGAGCCUGCGCGCGGGGCGCACGUAUGACGUCAGCCUGGCGGGGAAGUGGGCGCCGAGCUUGGACAAGAGCUACGACCGCGCGACGCUCCUCUGCGAGGCGAUCGCGCGGCGGAUGUUCCCGCGCGCGCCCGGGGAGGGGGCGCUCUCCGAGGCGGAGUACGUCAGCCGCGCGCGCGACAAGCUGCGGCGCGAGGUGCUGACGCCGCUGCGCGCGGCGCUGGAGGUGCCCGAGGUGUACAUGUGCGCGCGCAGGUGGCACGAGCUGAAGUACGCGCGCGUGCCAAGCGUGUGCAUGAAGAUGAACCAGGAGCUGUUCCUGAAGCACGACAAGGAGCGCUUCGAGGCGUUUCUGGCUGACGUCGAGGCGGGAAAAGCGAAGAUCGCGGCGGGGGCAGUUCUGCCGCACGAGGUUCUGCAAGAAGCGGUGACUGGCGAGGGGGGUGCGGGAAGGGUUGCCGAGCAGCAGUGGGCGCGCAUCGUGAGCGAUCUGAAGCAGAAGGGCAGCCUGACGAACUGCAUGGCGGGGUGUGACGUCAGCGGGUCGAUGGACGGGACGCCGAUGCAGGUGGCGAUCGCGCUCGGGCUGCUGGUCUCCGAAAUGGCGGACGCGCCGUGGGGGGGCGAGCUGAUCACGUUCAGCGAGAACCCGCAGAUGCACGAGAUCCCCCCGGGAACGCUAAAACAAAAAUACAGCUUCGUUGAGAAAAUGGAGUGGGGGGAUAACACGGACUUCCAGAAGAUCUUCGACAACAUGCUGGCGCUCGCCAAGGCGACACAUCUCCCCCCCGAGUCGAUGGUGCGCCGGCUGUACGUGUUCAGCGACAUGGAGUUUGAUGAGGCGUGCUCGCGGCCGUACCAGACGGACUACAUGGAACUCGAGCGCAAGUUUGCGGAGGGGGGGUACGGCGCCCCCCCCGAAAUCGUGUUUUGGAACCUGCGGGAUUCCGGAAGCGUUCCCGUUGUGGCGACGCAGAAGGGGGUCGCCAUGGUGUCAGGCUUUUCAAAGAACAUCUUGAAGCUGUUUCUGGACAAUGAUGGGGAGAUUGAUCCGAUGAUGAUUGUGCACAAGGCAGUUGCGGGGCCGGAAUAUCAAAAGCUGAUCGUGGUCGACUAAAUCUUGUGAAGGCAGUCACAUAAGCUUAGAC
Messenger RNA from Klebsormidium nitens, 2128 nucleotides. Lineage: Eukaryota; Viridiplantae; Streptophyta; Klebsormidiophyceae; Klebsormidiales; Klebsormidiaceae. The record is from the annotation of a GenBank genome assembly.